Molecule: messenger RNA, 2359 nt
Organism: Aquila chrysaetos chrysaetos
Lineage: Eukaryota; Metazoa; Chordata; Aves; Accipitriformes; Accipitridae
Gene: CLDND1
Product: claudin domain containing 1
Exons: 5
Coding region: 648-1334 (228 amino acids)
Cellular component (GO): membrane
Source: RefSeq, a predicted model, not a curated record
UCCUCGGGUUUGCUUCCUGCUAACGGGCCCCGCCGGGCGGUUGCGCCCCCUCAGCAGGGCUCUCGCCUGAGAGGCCGGGGCGGUCGGGCUGGCCCCUGCCUUGUCCUGGCGGCGGAGGCGGGGGGGGGGGGGCGGGUCGGCGCCGUUUGGGCGGCUGCGGCCGGUGCCGGAGGGCGGCCCGGGUGGCCGGCGGGCUGUGAGGCUUCGCGUUGGCCGGGGGCGAGAGCCGUUCUUGGGGUCGCUUACCGCGGCGGCUGCCGGCCUGGCCGUGUGCUGGCUUGAUCCUGGGGGGGGCACGGUGCUGUUGGCCUGAGGGCUUUUGAAGUCGUUUUUCUUUUCCCCUUACUUCUUAAUGUUUUUUUCUUUAUGAGUAAGCCUGGGAGGUUUCUGUGAAAUAAUUUCGCGGUGAGAUGAUGAUCUCGAACCAUUCCGUUUGCUUUCUACUUCUAGAUGACUUUUUGUGAACUGGUGGUGUUGAAGAAACUGAAUGAAUGGAACAGUUAGGGCAGAUAGGAAGUUUGCAUUUCACGCUCUCUGCUUGCCACAAGACACAGACGACACCGUGUCUCUGAAGGGACCUGCAAUCAUUGGAGCUGUGUGUCCUGAGGGACUCUGAGGACCUCUGAAGCCUCAUCUCCACCAUCUAUAUGGCAGCUUCCAUUGGCACCGACUUUUGGUACGAAUACCACACCCUGUCCCCAGCUGAGAAUGUUAGUGAAGCUGGUAGGAGCAUCUUGGAGGAAUUUGUCAGUGAAGAGGCAGAUGAGAAGACGUACACAGAUGCACUCUUCCGGUGCAACGGCACGGUUGGAUUGUGGCGGAGGUGCAUCACUGUACCCAAAAACUCUCACUGGUACAGCCCACCAGAAACUGAUAUGACUACGAACUGCAUCAGUUUUUCCCUCUCUGAUCAGUUUAUGGAAAAGUACAUAGAGCCUGGAAAUCACAAUAGUGGCACGGAUUUGAAUCGGACUUAUCUCUGGCGAUUGCAGUUUCUCCUGCCCUUUGUCAGCCUCGGCCUCAUGUGUUUUGGGGCUCUGAUUGGGCUCUGUGCAUGUGCCUGUCGCAGCCUUUACCCGGCCAUUGCCACUGGAGUCCUCCAUUUCCUAGCAGGACUUUGUACACUGGGCCUCGUUGGCUGCUAUGUAGCUGGGAUUGAGCUGCUCCAUAAGAAGCUGCCCCUGCCUGAUGAUGUGAGGGGUGAAUUUGGCUGGUCCUUCUGCCUAGCCUGUGUCUCGGCACCUUUGCAGUUUAUGGCAGCUGCUCUUUUCAUCUGGGCAGCUCGCACCAACAGAAAGGAAUUCACUCUCUUGAAAGCGUACCGUGUAGCAUAAGUGCUGCUACCGAAGUAUUGGGUUUCCAUGUUAUAGCCUCUUCUCCCCCCAGACCUUAUUACUUUUUUCUUUUAGUCAGAAUUUUACCUUGUACUGCAUGCUUCUUGCCAGUUGAGACAAUUUAGCCUGCAGGCCCUGAAGACAAAGACCUCUGGGCUAAAUGACAGAAGUCUGCAGAACUUGAACAGGUUUUUUAAUUGUUUUUUUUAAGAAUUAUUAUUUUUUUUUUUUAAGCUUCAUUUGGUUGUUGACUAUCCCCUUGGUUAGGUGUACAUGCCCCUUCCUAAUUUUAUUAACCUGUCAGCCUGGAGGAAACAGGAGUGGUGUUGUGAGGUAGAAGAGAGAUGGGAAAAGAAAAGAUGCAGGUAGGCAAGAAUGGGAACCUCAGUGCACAAAUAAUAAAUAAUCAGGAGCUCUCUGCUGUGUGACCCAAGCAGGCAGCACCUACAGAGAGCGCCCAGGAGACAUGGGGGAACUCAGAAACCUCUGUUAUGGAAAUACUGUAGCUAAAUCAGUCCUGUAGCUUAGCUUUGGGUCUCUUAUUCUCACUGGUUUGCUAUUUUUUGUGGCUUCUGCCAAAACUGAUGCAGGCAGAGCAGCUGGCUGUGGGAGUGCCUGCACAGCACACCAUCCAAAAGUACGUGCUUGCUUUUGCCAGGGAGCGGGAUAAGUUGGCCCACGUGGAGCUUUGUGCUGCUCUAGCUACACUGCUUCCAGGACCCAGGCUAAUUUGGUAUCUGCACUACAUGUGAUUGUGCACUCUAAUCUUAACUUGUGGUGCUUUUGUUUCGUGUGAAAUAAGGCUUUCCUCUCUCUUGUGUUGAAAACGACCCCUCACAAGUUUUUUGUUUUUAAUUUGGUUUAGUGUAUGUGUGUACAUAUAUAAACUUAAUUUUUUUAAAGGUCACCUAUUUAUCCUAUAUAGCACAACAGGGUUUUUUUAAAAGGUGCUGCUCUUUCCCCAUCUUGCCCCAAACCUAUUGUUUAAAUGAAAUAAUAAAUAAAAAAACCCUCAGAAAUUUUCA